AUGGAGAAGGAGCUUCGUGAGGCGGCGCGAGAAGGGAAGCUGAUGGAGGUCAGCAGGCUCCUGGAGAGCAAGGUCAAUAUAAACGCUAGAGAUGACGCCGGCCGGGACGCCCUUCAAUUGGCCUCGGAGUGUGGCCACGCGAAGGUAGAGCGCAUGCUUGUGGAGCACAAGGCUCCCAUGGAGAAGGAGCUGCGUGAGGCGGCGCGAGAAGGGAAGCUGAUGGAGGUCCGGAGGCUCCUGGAGAGCAAGGUUGAUGUGGAUGCUAAAGAUGGCGAUGGCUGGGGCGCCCUUCAUUUGGCUUCGGGGUGUGGCCACGCGGAGGUGGUGCAAGUGCUUGUGGAGCACAAGGUGAAGAUUGAAGCCAAAGAUGGAGGAGGUCGGGCUGCCCUUCAUUGGGCCGUGCAAUUUGGUGGCCACGUGGAGGUGGCGCGAAUGCUUGUGGAGCACAAGGUGGACAUCGAAGCCAGGGAUGAGGAAGGGCGGGUUGCCCUUCAUUGGGCGGUGCAGUUUGGCCACGCGGAGCUGGCGCGAAUGCUUGUGGAGAACAAGGCUGAUGUCAACGUCAAGGACAACAAUGGAGUGACUCCCCUUGACUGCACUUCACCGGAAAAGGUCAGCUUGAAGUACGUGCAGGAGGUCUUUGGCAUCACAGGAUUCAGUUGGCUGGUUGGGAGGGAAGGACCGGAAGCAGUGCGAAUGCUCGGCGAAUGGGCCAGCGACGCUGCAGUCUUCGAUGGGUACCGCGAGGGCAAGGUGGACCGAGCCGCAUUGAGUGGCGCGCUGCGGGCAGUCUUAGCUGGAGAGCUGACCACGAACCGCGCAGGCUCUGGAGAUGGCGUGGUGGACAAAGAUGACAUCGACCUUUCGAGGCAGAACCUCUUCCACGCCCGGGAAGUGGGGGCCAAGCUGAAGGUCCUGCCCGGGCUUUUAGGCACAGAUGCCUGCAAAGUGUCCUUCCUGGAGAGCGUGGCCAAGACCACGAAUGACGAGUCACUGCAGGAGGAGGUGGUCAUCGCCGUGGUCUCCGCCGCGUGGAGGCAGUAUCGGGUUUGGACAGCCCUCGACAUCUUCUUCGGCAUGGCGAACGUGGUACUUCUGCUCCGCGCAUCUCAUGCCCUUCGGCAUGGGCAGCAGUCGUCUGAGUGGUACCUAUAUGCUGCACUCACUUUGCAUGCCAAGAGAACUUGUGAGGAGCUGUGGCAAUACUUCAGCGACGUCUGCAAAAGGCAACUUCCAGAGGUGGACUUCGAUAACAUCUCGGAUGUGGGCUACCUCCUCGUGGGUUGGCUGGCAAUCGUUCGCCAGCUCUCGCUUGGAACCCGUGAGCUCGAGAAGCCACUGAUGUCUGUCUGGUGCGCCAUGGUGUGGCUCAAAGCAUUGUACGACUUAAGGGGUGAGUCCUUCAUGGGCCCCCGGCUGCUUCCAAUCUUAGCAGCACUGAAGGACACCUUUGCCUUCUUUUUCCUUACUGGGGUUUGCGUUGCUGCGGCAGCGCAUGCCUACUACAACCUGGAGCUGCGAGAUGAACCGUCCCCGAUGUAUGCGGCAAUCAUACAGGUUGUCAGAUUAGGCUUGUUUGGCGACUUCGACCUCUUCGAGUUCGAGGGCCUGGACCCCACCCUGCGUCAAAACAAUGUCACCGACGAGCUGGAACCUGUGGACCCAGAGCCCGGGUCGCGCUACACCUCGGCACAUACGCUGUUCUACUGCACCGGCCUGGGCAUCACCAUCCUCCUGAUGAAUGUCCUGAUUGCAGUCCUUAGCCAAAACUUCGAGCUCUAUCAGGGACGCAGCGAGAUUCUCUUCCAGCGUGCGAGGGCGAAGAUGCUUCGGCAGCUGCAAGAUCGGCCUUGGGCCUACGUUCUCAGGCUUCUUCCAAGCACUCAAAGCGGCAGCAAGGCCAUUCACUGGACCAUCAAGGUGUUUGGCACAGCGCAGGGGGACGAUGACGAUCAUCCGAAGAAGGCAGUGGUGCUGCGAUUUCCUCUGCUGCCGUUGGCUGUCACCCUCGGGCAUCGACCUGGAAGUAAAGACAUGCAGCAUCUGCUGCCGAAGCUGAGCAUCUUGAUGCUGCCGUUCUGGCCGCUGAUCUUCGUGAUGUCCCUCUGUCCUUUUCUGAUCUUCCUUUGCUUGGGGGUCUUCUUCAGCUUCGACGGCAUGUCCUUCACGCUUCGCACGGCUCUUGGCUGGCAUGGGCACGAUGGAAGGGCAUACGCCAAAGACUGCCGCAUCUGGAUUCUCUGUCGCGAUGCUGCUCCCGUGGACGAGGUGCGGAGUUUGCGCGCGGCAAUGCAGGAGCAAAUCAAGCGAGUUGAGGCGAAGCAGGAGGAACAGAUGAAGAAGCAGGAGGAGCAGAUGAAGCAGCAGGAGGCGCAGAUCCAAGAAGUUAAGGCGAAGCAAGAGGAGAUGGAUCGCAAGAUCGACCAGCUACUGCACCUCCUCGCAUGCCUUGAACCUCAAGUAGCCCCAGGACCUGCAGAAGCUGCUGAGCACACAGCUGGUGGGGCUUCAUCCGACUGA
This is a messenger RNA of Symbiodinium natans, 2520 nucleotides long. The record is from the annotation of a GenBank genome assembly. NCBI's taxonomy places the organism in Eukaryota, Dinophyceae, Suessiales, Symbiodiniaceae.